AACCUGAAAUCAGAAAGCGGAAGAGUGUGUGCAAAAUUUUAGGCUGGCGCGGAAAAACCAUUCAAAUUUGUAGUCGAGAACACCUCACUGACAUGUGUCAGGUGGAAUACAGCACUAAACGCGAUCAGCUAGUGGAAUUGGCCAGAGGCGCCCUGGAACCGAUUUGAAAACAAAUAUCCCAGUCAAUACCUGAUAUCUAACUGUGGACAAACGAAACACGUCCCCACACCGCAAUCAAAAAAUUUUGCGCUGUAACAUUCUGUUUCGAAGCAAAAGAAGAAAGACAAUUCCAAAAUAAAUGAGUAGUCGAAAAUCGGCGGCGGCAGCAGCUGCUGCUCCCGCGGCCGUCGAGGGUCCCUCGACGGCCAAACGACGGGGUCGACCGCCCAAGUCGCAGUCAGCCGCGAUGGAGCGACCCAAGCCAAAAUUUCAGUACCAUCUGCUGAAAAAGCCUAAAUACCUUUGCAAGGAUAGUGGCGGCGAUUCACGGUUCAGUACACCGUCAGCUUCACGGGCAUCAUCUCCACAAGGUAGUGAGGAAAGUCGUCCUUCCACCUCGCGCCGAUCGGUUCCGACCAAAGCGCCUCGGUCCGCCAAGUCAGCGGGAAAAGGAAGAGGAGGUGGUCGUGGACGAGGAGCUAUUAACCGUAAAAGCUACACGUAUCACGAGUCUGAGUACCACUAUGGUUCGGACUUUGGUGAUGAUAGCGACAAAAGUGACGCCUACGAUGAUUCGAUGCGUUCGGCAAGCGACUCUGACGAUAGUUUGGCCAACGAGUCGGAUUCGGACUUUUCGAUUCAUAGCUUCAGCACUUCCACGAUUACCGGGGGUUGCCUGAAAGAACCGUCUCCCGAUCCAGUAUGGCUACAAGAGCGAGAAUUUCCCGCACUAGAGUUGCCAGCAUCCUCCGAGGAUUUGUUGGUACCGAAAGCAAUUGUCCUCAAAUGCACGUCGAUCUACGAAAUCAUAAGACGCUUUAGACACUUGGUUCGGUUGUCGCCGUUCCGAUUGGAGGAUUUCUGUGCAGCGAUUAUGUGUGACGACCAGAGCCCACUGUUGACAGAAAUACACAUCAUGCUACUGAAGGCAAUUCUGCGUGAGGAAGACUCGCAGCAGACACAUUUUGCACCGCUCGAUCAGAAGGACAGCGUUAACAUUGCUCUUUAUUUGAUAGAUUCUAUUACGUGGCCAGAAGUACUACGAAGUUACAUCGAAAGUGAUUCUGGCUUAGAUCAGGAAGUGCUGAAGGUACUCAGCACCAAUGAGUAUCCAUUUGUGAGACCGGACGAAAGGUUAAAAGUGUUACAGUUUUUAACAGAUCAAUUUCUUAUCACCACUACCGUGCGAGACGAUAUGCUGCAGGAGGGUCCAAUACAUUACGAUGAUCAUUGUCGUAUUUGUCAUCGGUUGGGCGAUUUAUUGUGCUGUGAGACGUGCCCGGCAGUGUUCCAUCUGGAGUGUGUUGAUCCGCCUCUGCUGGAUGUACCAAGCGAGGAUUGGCAGUGCAAUUUAUGUAAGCUGCACAAAGUUUCCGGUGUGCUGGAUUGCAUUUCGCCACAGGAAAAACAGGGUAUGCUCUGUCGGCAGGAAUUGUUGGGUUAUGAUCGGCAUGGACGGAAAUAUUGGUUCGUCGGAAGACGAAUUUUCGUCGAGACGGAAGAUUCCACGGAAGUGUGGUACUUUAGUACGGUCAAACAGUUUGAGUAUUUGCUUUUUAAACUGGAUGCGGCAGAGUUUGAGGUACACUUGUACAAAGAGCUAGACGACCGGCGAGAUGAGAUAAUUCGUCAAAUGACCAUCACAGAAACCAUAACCAAUCAGCAAAAGGGAAGCAAAAAAUCCUACAUCGAAGUAGACAAUCAGCGGUUGGAGAAAUUAAUGGAACAGAACGGUACGAAAAAUGGGGACAGGAUGGAUGUGGAUGAUUUGAGCGAAAAUGGAGAAGCAGAUGAAAAAUCAAAAGAUGGAACCAAUGGUAGCGAAUCGUCUGGCAAAGAGGAGGACGAUUCUAAAAAUGGUGAUGAUAAACAUGUGACCAGAUCGAAAACGGGCUCGUUGGCACCACGCAUACUGAACACGGAAGAUAGAAGGAAGAAUUCGCUGUCCAAAGAGGAUGAAGAUUCGCGGAUGACACGCAAUAAACUGAACCAGAUGGUCAAUGGGACGUUGCAUUUUAAACUUGGCAUGGAAAAUGGAUUCAAGGUGUACGUCAAUCAGUACUCUAUCAAUCCUAUUGCAUUGAACAAACCACAGCGGAACGAGGAGCGGGAUAAAAAACGACAUUUGUCGCAUAAAUUCUCACUAACGCAGGCAUCGGAGUUCAAAUGGUUGGGCGGUGGAUUGUACAGUAGCCAGACUCAGAUUGUAUCAACUCUGAAGCAGUCCAUUAUUGCUUUGGAACAGGCUAUCGCUUCACCAUUCCUGCAUCAAAACUGGUCCAAAUUGCGAAAGACAUGGAUCGGCGCUAUUAGUGCGUGUACCAAGGCUAAAGAUUUUGCACGAAUUCUUUGCAUUCUGCAAGCAUGUAUGAGGGGAGUUGUUUUCGCUAGCGUUUGGCACGAACAACUGGGGCACACCAGAAUGUAUCGAAUAACAUCGGCCGAACGGGAAGAGAAGAAGAAACUCGAAAAACGAGAGAAACGAGAGCGCGAUGACGAAGAAGAGCGAAACAGAAUGACUUUCAACUUCGUUAAGUAUUCACUGGGACUGAAGCACCAGGUCUGGAAGCAAAAAGGCGAAGAAUAUCGUAUCCAUGGUCAGUGGGACUGGGUAUGGAUGUCGUUAGGUCGCCGGAAGACAACGAACCGAAGCCAGAACAAAAAUGAAGUUAGCUACGUGUUGAUUCCGGUCGUUGCUGAGGUUCACAAGAAACUGCUGAAAUUGGACGAAAAAACUUAUGAAGCUUAUCGAGCAUGCAUCGAAGGUAGUGCGGAGUUGGAUUUUUUAACAGACAAUGAACAGUUGAACAAUCAACUGAUGGAAAGUUUCAACCAGCUGGAAACAUUCCCGGUUCCGGAUAGUUUUGGAGAGAUAGAUGUCUCCAGAGCGCUCUCAAUGCCAGGCGGUCGAAUUUUGUAUCCAAAAAUCGCUAGAAAAUCGUCAUUCCUGGAUGAUUUGCUGCAUAGACGGGUAGACCUGAAGGAGGAAGAAGAACGCAAAAUUGCUAAAGUCAAACAAGAAGAUGACGAAAUAAAUGUCAACGUUAUUCCUAAACCCGAUGCUAAUAACAUUCGACCUAGCGAGUGUGUCGAAAAGCAGCUACUUGCUAUAGUCAAUCACCGAAAUGGUUCCGUUGGCAAAACGCAAGUGCUACAAAACAAUCAGCAGCAAAGUCUCGAAAAUGCGGAACAGUUGAGUGCAUUGAUUCAACAAAUUGUGCCGCUUCGUGCAAAAUUCCAGCAGCUUCAACGGGAAGCCAACCAGAACAAGUGUUACUCUUUAGGAUGCGAACAGGAAGAUUUUUGCUAUUCAGCUGUGUGCACUCGAAAACGUCGUAUUCAAGAGGAACUGUAUACUUUGCUUAAAAAAGCUCAGACACUGGACAGUAAUGUAGUUACUAAACCUACUGCCGGAGGCAACAAAUCCAUCUUGGAGCAAAAGUUAACCGAGAGUAAGCCCGAAGAUUUCCAAGGAAUGUUGUCUCAGUUUUCCAUGAAUCGAUACCAAACCGUGCUGGAGGAUUGGGAACGAGCUCAUCGCAAUCUGAUUGAAUAUGAUGAGCAGUUUGUGGAAUCGAUGGCUGUUUCCAAGGUCGCAGAAGAACACAACAAUAACGUAACCAGUGAAGUGGAAGUCAAAACAGAAGAUGCUCCUGAUAUGGUCGUCAAGGAAGAGGUUGUGAGCACGGAGAAUGAAAUGGAUCUUAACGGUUCCGAUCGAAUGGAUGACAGUAUGAAAAUGAAUGAAAAUUCUAAUUCCAUUUCGGAAAAUUCCUGCGAUGAACCCCGAGCAACUCGAAGGGGUCGGUCGAGAAAUAGCAAAAACAAUUCCAUUGUCGUGGAGGACUCCGAGCUGAAGGUGAAAGACGAAGUAAUGGUUCUACCGAAAAAGGAACGCAAACCAAACCGUAGAUUCGCCGCACCUUCUCGCAGUGUGAAAAAAGAGGAAACUGACGAGAAAGAAACGGCACCAGAUGGGAGCAUUCGUGUCUAUUCGACCAGUUCUAGCAAAGGUAAAGUGUACCUUCGCGCAGUCUGCUCCGGGGAUAGCAAGAUCAAGGUAGAAAGCAAACUAGCAAAACCAAAGUAUCCGGUUAUCAACUAUUUCCGCAAUAAAAAUCAAUCUACCUCGAUAAUGGUUUUACCACGUCAUGAAGUUUUGAAGUUGAGCCGUGUGGGCGGCCGUCUGGCUGUGAUGGGAUUCCAUCAUAUGGCGAAAAAUAACAACUCAGUAUGGCCUUAUCCGUGUGCUAGGCCGAUGUUCAAAACAUGCUGGUUAUAUCGGACGUUGAAUUUGUCCACGCUUGCCGCGGUAGGAUUACAGCUGCGUAUCCUUUGGACCUGUCUGCGAUGGGAUGACAUGGCCAUGAAACCGGCGACCAGCGAUGGAAAGCAUCAGGUCACGACAGAAUCCGAAAUUAUGUCUUUGGAGAUUCUUAAGCACAGAUACGCCGGGGUAUUUAAUGAACGUUUACAAUAUCUCCGGCGAAAGGUCGUUAUUCCUUUGGAACUACCGAAAACGGUUAGAGAGGUGCAAUCCAUUCGAUCGGGUCUGCGUAAGCGAAAACGGGCUGAAUCUCCCCAACAAACGGAACCACAAGUGUCGGAAGAGUGGAUAGACGAAGACAAGCUUGAACUGUGGGAGAUAAAGUUGUACGGUGAAAGGCAGGAGAAGUUGGCUGCUGCCCAGAUACAACCAGUGACUCGCACUAGUACAGGAAAACUUCCGCCGAAUCGUUUGGCCGAUUCGUCCAAUCCAUCAACACCGACCAGUAAUGGCAGCAGUAACUCGAAUACCGGUUCCUCUAGUAUCCCGAACAAAUCAACUGUCAUAUCAAACAAAGCCACUCGUGAGGAAAUAACCGAGAAAAUGGAACAGCAAUUACGGAUACAGCGUGCCGCACAUAAUCAGAAGCGAGCAUUGGAGCAGAAACAGCAGGAUGGUUCCACGCCGGCUAAACAAACAGUUGUACAACGUCGUAUCAUCGUGAAGAAUCCAGACGGAACAACUAAAAUUAUUCAGCAAAAUAUCACACAGCCGGCCGGUCAAGCCCGUUCUUCUGCCACGACCCAGCAAGCCCAACAGUCGCAGCAGCAAGCGCAAACAACUCCGAAGUCCGAUGGUCCACAAAAGGUACAGAUCAUUCGUGGUCCGGACGGAAAGGUUAGCGUUCGUGGUCUCAACCCAGGACAGCAGCUUAUUCAGACGGCUGACGGGAAAUUGCAUGUACUCAGUGCGGCUCCUGGAUCGAGCCCAGCCGCUAGUAAGCAAGCCAUUGCCGCCAAAGUUGGUCAGAAGAUUAUAACCAAGGUAGCUGCUGCCGGCAAUGCUAGCCCAGCGUCUGCAGCAACUACCUCGGUAACAACCACAUCCACCAUCCAAUCCCAACCGCAACAGCAGCAACAGUCGGCACAGGCUACUAAACCACAGCAACAAACGAGCUCCUCCACGGUGGUUAGUUCACCCACUGUGACCCAGCAGAUCCUAAACAAAUCGCCUGGAAUAGUCGUACGAAACCAGGCUGGACAACCAAUUAAGCAGAUUAUACAGAAGCAGGUUGUUCAGAAGGUCCAAGCUACAAGCACUACUCCCCAGCAAUCGGUGGCCACGCCACAGAAAAUAAUCAUCAACAAUCAACAGGGCACGGUGCAGAAAAUUAUCACCUCCAGUGGUCAGGUUAUCAGCACAGCACCCGAGACCCAAGUGCAGAAGGUCGUAACCCAGUCGAAUCUCCAGCAGUUGUUGCAAGGUACCGGCCAGAAGGUAGUCGUUGAACAGAACGCAGGCCAAAGCCCGGUGCAAACCCAGAAGCUACUGGUCGCCACUACACCCACGGGGCAAACCAUACAGAAACAGAUUCUCAUCCAGAACACCAGCCCUGGAACUCCUCAGCAGAUUAUUAUCAACCAGGCAGGUGGUCAGAAGGUUGUGCAACAGAUAGUAGCAUCCCCAGGACAGCAGAUAAUGAUCGGCGGCCAGCGUAUCAUAUUGAAUGCAGCUGGAGGACAGAAAAUUAUUGGCAACCAGCCGAUACAGAUUCAACAAAGUCAACCAAUUCAGCAGCAAGUGCAGCAGGUUCAGAAAAUACAUCAGAUUAUGGCAUCUCCGCAGCAAGUGCAACAACCACAGCAGAUUCAAAUACAAAUUCAGCAACCCGUCACUCAACAACAACAACAACAACCGCAACAACAGGUGCAAACAGUUCAGACUCAGCCUGUUCCACUUUCCCAGGGACAAAGUCUUGCACAGCAAUUGUCCAGUGGCAAGCUACAGCUGGCCAAUCUCAAUGGCCAGCAGGUGUUGAUACGACCGCUUGGCAACAACCAGGCGCAAGUCGUAGCUCAUAUCAAAACUCAGCCAAACGGAACUGCACAAAUAAUCCCUCUAGGAAAUGCGGUGGAUCCACCUCCGGCUCAACCCCAGCCACAACUUCAACCAGUGCAACAAGUCGUGCAAGCGGCACCACUGCAACAAACAACCAUCCAGCAAGUUGUACAACAGCAACAACCUGUGUCACAGGCAAAUGUCGUUCACCAGACAUUGACGGCGUCCGGUGGGUCACAAACCACUUUCCAGCAGCUGGCCGCUGCCCAAUCUCAGCAGCAGCAGCAGCAGCAACAACAGCAACAACCAUUGGAUCCUGUCGAACAGAAAUUACUGCAAGGCCAACCCCCGGGAACGGUCAUCAAGUGCGUAACUGCCCAAGUAAUACAGACACAGCAAGGACCUCGUAUAGUGCUUCAAGGAUUGCAAGGGUCCGAAUUUACGCCUCAACAGUCGGCCUUGGUACAGCAGCAAGUUAAGCAACAGCUGUUGAAAGCACAAGAGUCCAAUGGCAAACAGGGGGUACUUGGGCCAACCAAAAUCUACUUAGCUAUUCAGCCGUCCCAGCAGGCUCAACCACCUCCGCUGGCCCCAGUUCAGAUCAAACAUGACGGCGGUACGACCCAGAUACAGCUUCACCAGCAAGCCGACUCGACCGUAUCAACGACGACUCCAACGGCGGAGGACUCGGAACUGCCACUGUCCGGUUCGCUGAUCAGUACAACAACGACGAUCAAAACGGCCGCCAGCACUAGCAGUAACGAUAGCAAACCUCAGAUUCUGUCCAACAUUGUCAUCAACGGUAGUGGCACUGCUGCCAUCAAUCCGAUAGUCAAAAAAGAAUUGCAGAAAGUGCUGGCUUGUAAUAUCAACAAACAGAAUGUUGUACAGCUGCAGCCUCUACAGCAGUCGACGUCAGGGGAGAUGCAACUGGAGCAGACCAAUGAGGACCCGGAGAGUUCCCAGUUAGCGGCUAAAGGCGAGAAUGCUUCGGAUGACGAUGACGAUGAUGAUAACAGGAAACUCGACGACAAUGAUUCGUUUGUGGUGACUCCCGACUACAUUCAACAAACAAUCAAGAAUGCCCUGAAGCAGGAAAACCUUAAUCCGGAGAUUGAGGAGAAACUAUUGAAUUUGCAGCGUUAUCAGGAGAAACAGAUGAAAGCUGAUGACCGUGGCGGUGCUGCGAUUGCCCUUCAGCAUAACUAUAGUAAUAUGAGUGCAAUUAGGGAGCACAGUAGUCCGGUGAAAGCGAAAAAGCGACCUAAUCGGGGUGAGGACGAUGACGACGAGUGGAUGAUGGAGACACCGAAACGACGUCCGCCAAAGGCCUGUUCGAGUUCAGUUGGAUCGGUUGAACGUAGGAAUCCAAUUGCUGUUGCUACUGUUGGCGAUGUUGGUGCUGGAUGUGUCACAGGCGUCAGUAGUGGUGAUGGCCCCAGUUCCAGUAGGAAACGUGCAAUAUCCCAAAGCGAUUCUGUUACUUCGGUUGCAGCGGCCGCCGCUGCUGCGGCAAUCGUUGCGUCCGUUAAUGCUGCGAACGAUGCUCCGGAACCGCCGGUGAGUUCACCGACCGUAUCUAAUGCCAGAUCGGAAGCAGCUCGAAAGAGCAACGAAAGAAGAAAACAGCAGCAAGCGCUUUUACAACAACAGCAGCGGCAAAACAAGUUGCAGGCUCAACUGAACCGCCACAAAGAGCAACUGAAGAAAGACAUUCUCAAGAAGCGAUCUCAUCUCGAACGGGAAUUACAGGUACAAAUUCAAAAGGAACUGUCGGUGGAACUUGCAGCCAAAUGCAAACAGGAACAGCAACAGAUCAAGCAGGAAAACUCGGCGAAGCAUGGUACAUCUGCAGCGCAGUCAACGACCGUGGAAAAGAGUAGCACUGCUAAAAAGAAGGCAAAUACCACGACAGCAUCGAAAGAAAACCACCAAAAGACGCAGAAGAUUGCAACCAGCAUGCACAAGACAGAGAAACCAUCCAAGAGCAGUAAAAAACGGUUAUCAAACAAGAAGGAAAAAAUCUACUGCCUUUGCAGGACGCCUUAUGAUGAUACAAAAUUUUACGUCGGUUGUGAUCUGUGCAACAAUUGGUUCCAUGGGGAUUGCGUUGGGAUUUCUGAGGAACAAUCGAAAGAGAUCAACGAAUUUGUGUGUAGCGAGUGCAAGCAUGCCCGAGAAACGCAGGAACUGUACUGUCUGUGUAAACAACCAUACGACGAAUCACAAUUCUAUAUUUGCUGUGAUAAAUGCCAGGACUGGUUCCACGGACGAUGCGUCGGUAUUUUACAGAGUGAGGCGGAGUUCAUUGAUGAGUACAUCUGUCCAAACUGUCAGAUAAACAAUUCCGUUAAUUUUGCCAACAUGAAAACGUUGAGUGCGAAAGAGUUUGAAAAUUUGAAGAAGUUAAUCAAACAAUUACAGCAUCACAAAAGCGCAUGGCCAUUUAUGGAACCGGUCGAUCCGGAUGAAGCCCCUGACUACUACCGUGUGAUAAAAGAACCGAUGGAUCUUCAAAAAGUGGAAGCAAAGGUGGACAACCAGACCUACAAUACAUUGUCCGAGUUCAUCGGUGAUAUGACUAAGAUCUUCGACAAUUGCCGCUACUACAACCCAAAGGAAUCCCAAUUUUAUCGGUGCGCCGAAAGUCUGGAGUCGUUCUUUGUACAAAAAAUCAAAUUUUUCCGUGAAAACUUAGUCGAUAAGAAGCCUAGCACGUCUUCGUAAAGGCAAGUGAUCUAACUAUUUUUUUUAAUAUAUAAAAUCAGCAAAGUUUAUUCAAAUAGUUUAUUCAGGCACAAUGACACAGUAACUUCUACUGUACAUUCAAAGUAAUAUAAUAAUAGGAUUGAGUUAGCUUCUAUUACUUUCUAAACACAAUGAUUUCCUUUUUUUAAUUGAAUGUGAAACCUCUACUUUCACGCUUAGUUGUUUAAAUGUCCAGAAAGGGAUAUUUGCAUAAUGGUAUUGUAGCAAACCGUUCGUACAAUAAAAUAUCUGAGGGCUAAUUUAUUUUAAAGUGAUAGAAAGAUGUAAACUUUAAGCAAACGUUCAGUUUUCACUGUGUAAAUAAUGUACGAUACUAGAUUGUAUGAAUUAAAAAAAACAUGUAAAUAAAUGCUUUUGCAAUAAAUUGCAACCGCUGUAAAACGAAAGUGCGUUAGAAGUGAAAUUUAAAAUGCCUUCUCAACGACGGACAUUUGUUUUUGGGUUCCACAGAAAGAUACAUCCGAUUUGUUAAACAUUCAUGUGUCAUUAUACUCUUGUCAUGAGAAUAGCUCCAGUUGGCAAAAUAUACUUGUUUUUUGAUAUUUACGAAGCCGUUAUAAUAUUUUGCCCACACAAAAACAAAUUUUACUUAUUAAAUAAAGAUGCGGUAUCAUCUGCGUUAUCUCUACACCUUUUACACAACAUACAAGCAAGUGAAUAAUAUUCCCAUGUUAGUGGUUUUGUUAUCUUUUAAGUAGGUAUACUUGCAUUCUGUGUAAAUAAUACAGUUUAUUUAAGUAAUUUAGUAAUAAUGGAAAAAGGCCGUAAUUGCGGUGUUCUAUUUAAAAUAGAUUCUCUUAGUAACGAAAACUAGCUGUGCUAAGAAUUUUUGUACACAACACCCAUUUAUUGUACACAUAUGAAGAAUGAUUUAUUUUCUGAAAAAUAA
Messenger RNA from Malaya genurostris, 10142 nucleotides. It is a transcript of the gene E(bx), whose product is annotated as nucleosome-remodeling factor subunit NURF301. The record is from RefSeq and is a predicted model, not a curated record. Gene Ontology annotation, cellular component: NURF complex. Gene Ontology annotation, biological process: regulation of transcription by RNA polymerase II. Gene Ontology annotation, molecular function: RNA polymerase II cis-regulatory region sequence-specific DNA binding. The coding region runs from base 299 to 9211 and encodes 2970 amino acids. NCBI's taxonomy places the organism in Eukaryota, Metazoa, Arthropoda, Insecta, Diptera, Culicidae. The transcript has 17 exons.